This is a messenger RNA of Aphanomyces astaci, 658 nucleotides long. RefSeq lists its product as hypothetical. The transcript has a single exon. The annotation marks the transcript as partial. NCBI's taxonomy places the organism in Eukaryota, Oomycota, Saprolegniomycetes, Saprolegniales, Verrucalvaceae. The record is from RefSeq and is a predicted model, not a curated record. Gene Ontology annotation, molecular function: acyltransferase activity, transferring groups other than amino-acyl groups.
CAUGUAUCUAUCUACGGCCAUGGCGGUAACGAUUGAUACACGACCAGCCACCGCCGCGGACGCAUCCUUCCUCUUGACGUGCAUCAACGAUGCAUUCAAGGCCGACGCGUUCUUCAAGACCAAGGAACACUUCAAUCGGGUGAGUAUGGCCGACGUCCUCGCGAUGUUGGCCGCGCCACGCUCGACGUACCUUGUCGCGGAAAUCAGUGCCGACGGCCGCAAAAGCGAUCUAUGUGGGUGCAUUUACGUGCAAUGGACUGUGCAUCAAGAUGCAACCGUGGUCGGGAACUUCUCCAGCGUGAGUGUCCGCAACGAGUUUGAACGACGAGGCGUGGGCGGGCGCCUCGUGCAAGCGGCAGAGCUUCUCGUGGCCAGCCAAGCGACAAGCCAACAGCCGUCGAGGAUGGAUAUUAGUGUCGUGUCGGCGCGACCGGACUUGUUUGCAUUUUACGAGCGCAAGGGGUACCGUGUCACAGGAAACGUCAUCGACAGUCCCGAGUUUGCCGCGAUUUUGAACGAUACCCAUCGCCACGUGCACUUGGUGGAAAUGCAAAAGAUGCUGUCACCACCACCACCAGGAGUAUAGGACUGUACGUAUACUAGUAGUAUUGUAUGCUUGCACCAGUAACCAUAAUACAUCGUCACACAUUCACUCGUG